Molecule: messenger RNA, 4440 nt
Organism: Porites evermanni
Lineage: Eukaryota; Metazoa; Cnidaria; Anthozoa; Scleractinia; Poritidae
Source: the annotation of a GenBank genome assembly
AUGUCGGCCCUAGCGGUCAAUAACUCUCCUUUUCAACUUCUCCUUCAAGAUAUCGGAAAGGAAUUGAAGUUAAGUGAUGUUCGUUACAUGAAAUAUCUUCUUCAAGGCCAUGUUAACAAGGAGACUUUAGAACAUCUUGACUCGGGACAGGAGCUCACGAAGGUUCUCCAAAAAAGUGGUUUGGUUUCAGAGAAGAAAUUAGCGUUUAUGAGAAAACUCUUAAUUGAGGCCAAGUGUUUAAAGCAGGUGAACUUAGUGGACGAAUUCAGGGAAAAGUUUAAUUCUGUUUCUAUAGUGGGUAAGUGACAAGUUUUAAUUGAUGUCAUUACAUUCUUUAACAACUAGCCUUUUUGUCAGGUCGGAGCACUGUCGGAGAGUAGAAAAAUCUCGCCUUGUAUUCGCGGUUUACUGCAGAUUUAGAUUUUACUGAUUUUACAGAUUACUGAUUUCAGGAAAUCCAGAAAAUAAAAGUGCAUGGUGAUUAGUGUUUAGACUGAAAUGAUUACCGUUUGAAACUUAAUAUAUUUAUCUACUGUAAUCUUCUUAUUCAGGGUGAUGUGACGCCUGCAGCUCUAUAAAGUAAAUUGCAUCUUCAUUGACGCCUUCAGCCGCUAAAUUAAUCACCAACAUGGUUAUUUAUUUUCCUUCUUCCCCAAAAAUAUGCUUUUAAAUUCUUUCUGCUACUCUGCUGUUGUUUGUUUGUUUUUUAAUAAACAUCCCUUGUCAAGGCAGAAAGCCCAGUUGGAAUGCCGCAUAAGAAAAGUUUUCCAGACUUCCAGUUUUCAAUUUGCCCGCAAAGUAACCGCACUUGUUAAGUUUAGAAUACUCCAAAUUCUUUAUUAUGCCAUCGGUAAAGAUCAGUUACACGUCUGUUUUUUCAUUUGUCUGUCGUGCGUCGCAUCAGUCUGUAGUCCUUUGUUAUCAAAUAUCAUCAGUGUCAUUAUUAUUAUUACAACCAUUAUCGUCUUCAUCAUCAUCAUCAUCAUUAUCAUCAUCAGAUUACAAUUAAUGCCCGAAAGCAUCACUCUAGAGAAACUGUCCACAGCCUUCAUAUUCUCAGGAGCUUAUAAACCGGGAGUGUCCAAUUCCCAUACUUAGCCUUGGAAUCAUUUCGAGCACUUUUCCUCGCGAAAAUGGAAGCAUUGUCCCGUACGCAUGCGCAUCUAUAGUACAAUUAUUACGAAAAGAAGAAGAAGUAAAUACUAUCAAAAUACUAGAUACAGUCAACUCUCUCCAAGACGGACACCUUUGGGACCGGCACUAAGUGUCCGUCUUAGAGAGAUGUCCGUCUUAUAAAGAGUCAAAUAAAGGGAAUAAGCAAAGGCAGGGACCAACUCUAGGUGUCCGUUUUACAAAGGUGUCCGUCUUAUAGAGGUGUCCGUUAAGAGAGAGUCGACUGUAUACUUUUUUUCUCGGCUAGUCUCCGGUAUUUGAUGACUGAUUUGUAAGAGUUAUUUGAUGGUCAAAAUUCGUGGGAAAAUCGAUCUAAUAAUAAGCUGGUCUAUGUAAACACCGUUGCACAAGCACAAGGGAGUCAGGCUGACUCCGCCUUAUGGGCUCCUAUAUUCUAUAGUUUUUUGUUCUAUUAGGUUUCUCCUGAUUUGCCUGGUUAUGUUAGUCAAGUUCACUCCAUUGAUUAAAGUGUGUUAUUUUAAAACUUCCCCUUAGGUGAACGACAGCAGAGCAAUAGAGCAUCCAGAUUGAACAACAGGCGUGAAACACUUCUACGCAUGAUCGAAAGUCUGGAAAAUGAAAUUAAAGUGUGUGAAGACGCCGAAACAGAAUUUUCCAAUCAGAUUAAAGAAUGCGAAGUGCAAAUCCAUGCCAACAACCAAAACCUGGUCGGAGUCGAGGAUGCGAUUCAAAACUUAAAAAAUAACAUUGUUGAAUAUGAGGCCGAUAUAGAAUCGUUUGAGAGAAAAUUGGAGACUGUACGUUUCUUCAUGAAAAAACGACAAGUGGAAUUAGACAAAGUCAAACAGAAACUUGAUGUAAACCAAAACAGUGCAAGCAUCAAGAAAGAAUUGAAAGAAAGGCAAGAAGAAUAUGAAAAUUCUAAGAGGAGCGAGGAUGAGCUUAUCGCGAAACAUCAACACGCUUUGGACAUGGUAAGAACAACGCACGUGGAGAUCAGACACAAAAUACAGGACGCAAUUAAUCUGGAAGAUAACAUACACGACUUGUUGAUGCAGGUACGAGUGCUUAAACAAAGCACGAGAAAACAUCAAAGGACCUCAACGGAGUUACAAGAAAGACUUGAGAAUCUUUCGCUUGAACUUGAAGACACAAGGCGUUUGAAACCCUUGACUCCUUUCUCGAGACCCAGGACUGAAUUUUCGUUACGCUGUGACACUGCAAACGAGCCACAAACAACAAGAAGACUGGAGUAUAAGGUAUGUAACAGAACUGAAAGCAAGAGAGCGCGGAUAUAUACGACACCUUGAACUGCUAGCACUUUCAUUGUAAUUUUACUUGGAAAUCCCAAACCUUACUUCAUGUUAUAAUGCAAUACAAUGACUUUAUCUCAUUGUUAAUUAAAGUAAGUAGGACACAGUUUGGUGGGGUGAUUCUGCUCAGUCAUCCCCCCCUCCUCCGUACCACUGUGACCACCCAAUGUUCAAAACGGAGAUGCGACUAUUUAUCUUUGACAUGUUCCCUAGUUUUACUUACUCUUACAUUUUUAUUUCUUUUCCUGUUGCUAUCUUUUCUAUAUUGUAAAGAUUUUAGACUACGGUGAGAUUACAGAACGAGAAUCAAGGGCAGUUGGCCGAAAAGGGAAACGUGUGAGUCCACCCCAGUUCCAGUUUCCUGUGAGCGUUGCCGUUGAUAGACUAGGAAAUGUUUACGUGGCUGAUUAUGGCAACGCGCGUGUUCAAAUCCUGGAUCUAGAUGGUCAUGUGACACGGGAACCACUUAACAUAGGCGGGAAAUGUCGACCAUGCGCUCUGGCGGUCAGUCUGAGAGGAGACCUGGUAAUGACCGACUCACAGAUUUUAAGGGUGUUUAGCAAAGCUGGUAAGUAGGUUGUUGUUGUUGUUUAGUAGAAAAGAGUUCGGACGCACAGAAAUGGCUGGGAACAAAUAACCAUGAAUGUGAAAAGUUAUUUCUUUUCCAGCCGUGCAGGUUGUACUUUUUCUCUCCUCAGUCUCUCGAAUGCGAUUCUUCCUUUAAGACCGCAGAACCAGCAUAAUUGCUCAUGAAUUGAACUUGUAGCAUUGGGAAACCCAGGAUAAUAAAUUGAAAAGAUUCCGUGCAACUCAAUGUAGAGGAUUGGAAAGGGAACAACUCUCAAGAAAAUCCGUUUUGAAUUUUCAGCUCAAUCGCUAGAAGUGCGCUACUAGCUAUGCUCUUUCAGAAGUGACGAGACUUCGCAGAUAGAGGGAUUGUGGAAAAAAUAAACGGAGUGUAAGAGAGUCAGCACAAGCCUCUUGUGAAUUCAUGGUCGCCAGCAGCAGUGGGCGAAACUGCAGUAUGGCUUUGCACAUGCGUGUAAUACUGACCGCUGAGAUCAGUUGAGAUCAGGACAAACAGUAUUUUGUAUCAUUUCUUCUUACAGGUGAACUUCUUCGACCAAUUUUACCCGUCUACAGUAAGAACGACAAACGACCAGAGCUGAGCGCUGUUGCAUUUGAUAUCCAGGGAAAUAUCUACGCUGCUGACAAAGCGAAUAACAGGAUACAAAAGUUUACUUUCGAUGGAAACUUUCUUUACUUUAUCGGUGGACUACACGACUUACACUGCCCCGUGGGAAUUGUUGUUAAGAGAAACGGUGAAGUCAUCGUAACUGAAUACGAGAAUCACCGAAUCAAAGUGUUUAGCCAAGAGAACUUAGGACAGAGUAUUACGAUUGGCGCAGUGGGGGUGGGGUCGGGAAAGUUUUCUUGCCCAAGGGGAGUGGCACUUGAUCAGCAUGACAACAUCGUGGUAGCUGACAGUCAGAACCACAGAAUUCAAGUGGUUUCUUCAUCUGGUGAACCUCUGGGGACAUUCGGAAUGAUUGGCUCAGAACCUGGAUAUCUUGAUACCCCGUAUGAUGUUGCCAUGGAUCCAGCUGGGAAUAUAAUUGUAGCUGAUGCAAAGAACCAUAGGUUGCAGGUUUUUACUCGAUUAGUGCCUGUUUAUACGGAGCACGCGACUUAUGAAGAGGAGUAUGAGGCUUCGGUAAAGAAAGAAAAUAGCGAUGAAGUAGUGACGUACAAUUCUGAUGAAGACCGGCUCCAAUUUUGCAUCGAUGAUCUCGUUGGCUUACCUUCUGAACCUCGUGAAAGUUCUAAUCGAGACAGUGAUCAGAAAAAUAAAGACGCAAAUCUAGAGACCAGAAGUGUAAGGGUCAAAGAGAAAAGUGUAACCACUGAAGGCUGCAGUGACGAGCCACUAGUGAAAACAAAACAAAUUUGUGAGAAAGGAGACACUAACAAUAAUGUUGUAGAUUUUGUGUAA